AUGUCUGUUGGAGGUAUAGAUGCCUUCCUCUACACGGCGCCUAACUGCCCCGGUCGUUUUGGGGGGCAAGGCAGCUACUUCGUCUGCACCAACCUGAGACGAAACACUUGCUGUGGCAUUGAUAUCAUCGACAGUCCCAUUCAGUCUGUUGGUCUUUGGAAUAUCGGAGACGGGUUUACAGUACGGAUGCUCGCAUACAACGGGGGUAACUGCACCAACCCCGUGGCUUGGCGAGGCAAUUCAUGGGGCGGACAGAUUUGCAUAUCGGAUAUGGCGUAUCGGUACACUGGUUGUGACUACAGCUUUGGUCUUGCCAAGAGGGGUGCGUCAAGAGACAAGGUUGGGUGUCAGAGGCCUGAUGUCCUUGUUAUACCUGACGGAACUGAGUAUGACUUGAGUCGCCUCAGUGAUGACAAUUUCGAGCAAAUGGCUAUUUCCCGUUCGACAACAGAUGCGGAGACGGUCAAGCCUGUGCGCCAGCAACGGGACCUGACAAACGAUGUAUCGAGUGACUGUUCUGGUGCUAGUUCGGCACCUUUAAGGUCUGAAAACUUUGAUUACUAUAUCCGCCUUGGCGAAAAUAACUUUGGUUCUGUGAUCAACGAUGCUACAAGAAGUCUACCAGGAACGUCCGGCUCAAACGUUGUGGGAGUUGAUCAGAUUCGCCGAGCUAUCGAAUAUCGAACUGUUGGAUCCAUAGGCGGAGCCCUCGGAGCUUUCAACAUGGAGACUUGGAUUGCAGUCUUGCAGCUUUGGGACGAAGAAGUCGGCCUUCAAUACCCUCUUCUCAACGUACACCAGCUUCUCGAAGAGAUUGAUGCAGCAAAACAGGACGCUGCUUCACCAAAGCUUUCUCCUGGGAUUAACCAUCAGUAUGCUGCCGAUAUCGCCUUUCUUGUACUAGCAGUACUAUCAUGUAUCAAAGACGCAAGCGCAGUUGAGGUGGCUGAUCCUGCGAUUCAAGAACUUUAUGGAACCGUUUUAGUCCAAGUUCACACUGGACACGUCAAGCGUGAACCCUUGGUGUUAUUGCUCCUGACUGCCGUUUAUUCAUUCCUCGUUGAUCGCGAGGUUCUGGCAUGGAGAACUACAGGGACUGUUCUCCGCCUGCUCCAGGAACUUGAUUGCGAAGAGGGCAAUGGUCACGACAAUGAAAUCGAUGAUAGAUUCUUCUGGACAGUCUAUACACUAGACAGGAGAUGGAGCUUCGGCACAGGGCUGCCAUUUGCCCUCUCAGAUACCGAUAUCACUCGGAAGACCAAGCCGGAUGACGGAAGUAUCUCAUCAGCAUAUUUACACCAGAUGAUUUCCUACUGUGGCAUCGCCUCUGAUGUUCGAAAGUCACUACUCAGCCCUUCUCCCUCAGCUGCGUCUUCAACGUCGACGCGCGAUUUCCUCGAGUUCCGUGUUCUGCAGUGGCAACAGAAUUUGCCAGAGAGAUUACGAUUCCAAGGCCCGCAGGAUAUUUUUGACUCGUCUAAAGAAACAAGAGGUGAAUACAGACUUAGAUUGUUGCUCUAUCUAAGGGCCAAUCAAAUGAGGAUCGUCAUUCAUCGCAAGUUCGCUACACGGUCAGAAAUGGACCCUCUUGGCCCUUCCUCAACUCGCACCAUGAUUGGAGUUGCUCAAGCCACUAUUCAUGUACUUCUUGCAGUCGCUCGCGAGACGGACAUAUACUAUGCUCAGCACAAGACUUUCAACCACUUUUUAGAAACAGCCUUGUCCUCACUCCUCUUGGUACUUUGUUCACCUGAAGCGUCCAACCAUUCGUCAUGUCUGACAGAUGUUUUCAUGGCGAUGGAGUUUAUAGGACAAUUGGCCAAGAGGUCACCAAUUUCCGAAAGGUUGAAGAAUAAGUUACAAGGCAUUCAACAGCUGAUCUUUGAAGCCAACGGACAGAGUCUAAGACCCUCACAUGCUCAGAAACUGGCCAGAGAUACUACAACGUUGGAAGGCGCCUCGCAAAUCAACAAUGCAGCAGCAAGUAUGAAUUCUGAAGCUAGGAGGUCCGUAGCACAUCUAGAACAAGGAGAUAUGCUCACGAAUCCACUCAGCACAUGGCCGACGGUCCAUCAACUACCACUUCAACAAACAAGAAGUAACGCGGUCGUGGAACCGCAAGCAGAAACAAUUGUUCCGUCACCGACGACAUCUGGCCCAAAACCCUCUCAGCCAAUCUGGAUCAAUUAUGAGGGUCCAUCCAGCCUUGUAGUUGCGGCUGAUCAAAGUUCUCCAGUACAGUGCGUGUCAUUCGAAAGUGUUCCUAGAUUUGAAGGACUGUGGCCACUUCCAUCCACGGAUCCCUCCGGUUCGCAAGAAAUGGACUUCACCAGCGAGGAUCUCGCCAUCUUUCGCUCUCCGGACAUGGCUGAGAUCUUGAAAGACUACGAUUCCUUCUUUUUCUAG
Fusarium pseudograminearum CS3096 is the source of this 2406-nucleotide messenger RNA. RefSeq lists its product as uncharacterized. Gene Ontology annotation, cellular component: nucleus. The transcript has 4 exons. Gene Ontology annotation, molecular function: zinc ion binding; DNA-binding transcription factor activity, RNA polymerase II-specific; RNA polymerase II cis-regulatory region sequence-specific DNA binding. The record is from RefSeq and is a predicted model, not a curated record. Gene Ontology annotation, biological process: DNA-templated transcription; positive regulation of transcription from RNA polymerase II promoter by galactose. Bases 1 to 2406 code for a protein of 801 amino acids. NCBI's taxonomy places the organism in Eukaryota, Fungi, Ascomycota, Sordariomycetes, Hypocreales, Nectriaceae.